Messenger RNA from Schistocerca piceifrons (Central American locust), 1570 nucleotides. It is a transcript of the gene CSN5, whose product is annotated as COP9 signalosome complex subunit 5. Bases 177 to 1208 code for a protein of 343 amino acids. The record is from RefSeq and is a predicted model, not a curated record. Gene Ontology annotation, molecular function: deNEDDylase activity; protein binding; metallopeptidase activity. NCBI's taxonomy places the organism in Eukaryota, Metazoa, Arthropoda, Insecta, Orthoptera, Acrididae. The transcript has 4 exons. Gene Ontology annotation, biological process: protein deneddylation. Gene Ontology annotation, cellular component: COP9 signalosome; cytoplasm.
GUAUUGUCAACAGUUGAGGUGCGAUACUGGUGAGGAGUAGCUUUUGUGGUUAGGUAUGUUGGAAAUAAAUAUUAUUUGUUAAGGAACAGUGAUUUCCAGGUGAAACGAGACAUACGCUACUAUCGAAAACGGUAGUUGUGGAACGUCCCUUUUAAUCUCAAUUUUUAGAAUUUAUCAUGGCAAGUGGAUCGUCGUCCGAAACACAGUCGGCAAUCGCUCAGAAGACAUGGGAAAUGUCGAAUAACAUAGAAACAAUUAGCUCAGUGGAUGAAAUAUACAGAUAUGAUCGUAAGCAACAACAAGACAUACUUGCUGCGAAACCAUGGGAGAAAGAUCCGCACUUUUUCAAAGACAUCAAGAUAUCUGCCCUUGCACUUUUAAAAAUGGUGAUGCAUGCAAGGUCAGGUGGAACACUUGAAGUUAUGGGACUGCUUUUGGGAAAAGUGGAUGCUAACACAAUGAUAGUGAUGGAUUCAUUUGCACUUCCAGUUGAGGGCACGGAAACAAGAGUCAAUGCUCAAGCACAGGCUUAUGAGUACAUGACAGCUUACAUAGAAGCUGCAAAACAGGUUGGACGCAUGGAAAAUGCAAUAGGCUGGUACCAUAGUCACCCAGGAUAUGGAUGUUGGUUGUCUGGAAUUGAUGUAUCUACUCAGAUGCUGAACCAAAAUUUUCAAGAACCAUUUGUUGCUAUUGUUAUUGAUCCUGUUAGAACAAUUUCAGCUGGGAAAGUAUGCCUGGGGGCAUUUAGAACAUAUCCCAAGGGGUACAAACCAGCUAAUGAAGAACCAUCAGAAUACCAGACAAUUCCUCUGAAUAAAAUAGAGGACUUUGGUGUACACUGCAAGCAGUACUAUUCAUUAGAAGUGACAUAUUUUAAAUCAACUUUGGAUAGACGUCUUCUUGAUUCACUGUGGAACAAGUAUUGGGUCAACACCCUGAGCUCUUCGAGCCUCCUUACCAAUGCUGACUAUACCACUGGGCAGAUUUUUGAUUUAUCUGACAAACUUGAACAAUCAGAAGCUGCUCUGGGUCGUGGAGGAUUUAUGUUAUCAGGUGCUGAUCCGCAUGAAAAGCGUACAGAGGACAAAUUAAUGAAAGCAACAAAGGACAGCUGCAAAACUACCAUUGAGAUAAUUCAUGGCUUGAUGGCACAGAUGAUAAAGGACCGCUUGUUCAAUCACAUAAAACCCAAAUGUGACAUUUAAAAUGACUUAAGUUUAUAUAAAUUUUUCUGUGAAUAGGUUCUCAGAGGCCCUUGUGACUGGAAAUGAUUGUACCUUGUUACAUCAGAGAACUGAUUGAACUAGUUUAAUUUCAUGUUUGUAUGUGAUCUCAGACUUGCACAGUUAUAUGCUGAUUGUGCAUCCAGGAGAGUACAUAAUGUUACACAGUUUAAUUUUGCCAGAGAAAUGUUUUUGUGUUCCUUGUCUCAUUGAGGUUAAAACUGCAAGUACUAAUUACAGCUGAGCAGGUAACUUUUCAACAAGUUAGCUGCUUUCAACAUCUAAACUCUUCCAAAUUAUGAUCAUGUUAUUCAGGCUUUUAAAAAUAAAAUAUUAUUUAUUCA